UUCUCAACUCUACUUUCCUCAUAACAUCAAUAGCUUAGGGUAAAGAAAACCCUUAUUUUUCCUCCCAACUUCCUCAUCAACAAGGCAAGCUCCAUGCUCUAAUCAUUCCUUAGACUCACAUCAUAUCUAGGUCCUGUGUGCUGUUCUUUCCGGUUGUGUGUGUGUGUGAACACAUACUUUGUUGUAAAACUGGAUCGGAGGUAUGGAAAGGAACCGGUUCCACCGGAAACGUCGGUGGCGGAGAGUCCGUCUUGGAACGAGUCUGAUGUCACUGCCAUGAUCUCAUCUCUUAGCCGUGCCAUCGAGAAUCCGGCAACCGACGGAGACCCACCAGUCAAACAAGAGCUUGAUAAGUCGGAUCAACAACAACAAGACCAAGAUCAACCAAGAAAAAAACACUAUAGAGGUGUUAGGCAGAGACCAUGGGGAAAAUGGGCAGCCGAGAUACGUGACCCGAAGAAAGCAGCCCGUGUCUGGCUCGGGACUUUUGAGACAGCAGAGGAAGCCGCUUUCGCCUAUGACCGAGCCGCCCUCAAAUUCAAAGGCACCAAGGCUAAGCUAAACUUCCCAGAACAUCUACAAGGCCCCUCAACCACCUUAACCUAUGUCACAUCUCAAUCAGGAAUUGAUCAUGUCCCAAGAGAAGGUAGUGAAUUAAUGAGCUCACCUCCUCCUCCUACUACUACUACGUGGCCAACGAAUUAUAACCAGGACAUACUUCAAUACGCCCAGUUGCUUACGAGUAACAAUGACGUUGAUUUAUCGUACUACACGUCAAGUCUUUUAAGUCCGCAGCAACAGCCUUUCUCAACGCCUUCGUCAUCUUCUUCCUCGUUAAGUUCACAACAACAGCAGCAACAACAGCACCAGCAGCGUGAAGAGGAGAAGAACUAUGGUUACCACUAUUAUAACUACCCAAGAGAAUAA
Messenger RNA from Eruca vesicaria subsp. sativa (arugula), 927 nucleotides. The record is from the annotation of a GenBank genome assembly. NCBI's taxonomy places the organism in Eukaryota, Viridiplantae, Streptophyta, Magnoliopsida, Brassicales, Brassicaceae.